Messenger RNA from Dromiciops gliroides (monito del monte), 1712 nucleotides. RefSeq names its product intraflagellar transport 57 (gene IFT57). The record is from RefSeq and is a predicted model, not a curated record. Gene Ontology annotation, biological process: non-motile cilium assembly; intraciliary transport. The coding region runs from base 232 to 1527 and encodes 431 amino acids. The transcript is spliced from 11 exons. NCBI's taxonomy places the organism in Eukaryota, Metazoa, Chordata, Mammalia, Microbiotheria, Microbiotheriidae. Gene Ontology annotation, cellular component: centrosome; intraciliary transport particle B; Golgi apparatus.
GGAACUCCAGGACAAGCGGGCAUCACAAGGAAAGGGAGGGGCUCCCGGACUCCUGAGGGGUCGUGACGUCACCGGAGGUUGACGCGUUGCCAGGCGACCGUGGCGCCCAGAGUUAGCUGCGGAGUUGAGCGCGGCCGUGCUGGGGAGGCCGCUUAGCCCGGGACUCGGACCGCUCGUCUCAACCUCCCCCCCCCCUCCAUUGCCCACCCCUACCCUUUUCCCCCCGCUGAAAUGGCUGUGGCUGCGGCCGUGGCGUCGCCUGUAGGCGUGGAGGACACGGUGCUUCGGACCCGUGGCGGGGACGCAGCGGGGGAGGGUGUGUACGUGGAGCGGGGCCCUGGCGCGGCCUACCACAUGUUUGUGGUGAUGGAAGACCUAGUGGAGAAGCUGAAGUUGUUGCGCUACGAAGAGAAGAUCCUGCGCAAAAACAACUUGAAGCCCCUGUCCCGACAUUAUUUUGCUUUGCCUACCAACCCAGGUGAACAGUUUUACAUGUUUUGUACUCUUGCUGCUUGGCUAAUUAAUAAAGCAGGAUGCCCAUUUGAACAGCCACAGGAAUAUGAUGACCCCAAUGCAACAAUAUCUAAUAUAUUAUCUGAGCUUCGAUCAUUUGGGAGGUCUGCAGAUUUUCCUCCAUCAAAGUUAAAGUCAGGUCAUGGAGAGCAUGUAUGUUAUGUUCUUGAUUGUUUAGCUGAAGAAGCUCUAAAAUAUGUUGGUUUCAGUUGGAAGAGGCCAGUAUACCCAGUAGAAGAAUUAGAAGAAGAAACAGUUCCAGAAGAUGAUGCAGAAUUGACAGUAAAUAAAGUAGAGGAAGAAAUUGUGGAAGAGGAAACUGACAAUGAAGAAAACUUUAUUGAUCUCAAUGUUUUAAAAGCACAGACCUAUCGACUGGAUAUGAACGAGUCUGCCAAACAAGAAGAUAUUUUGGAAUCUACAACAGAUGCUGCAGAAUGGAAUCUAGAAGUGGAACGUGUACUACCACAACUGAAAGUCACGAUUCGGACUGAUAAUAAGGACUGGAGAAUCCAUGUUGACCAAAUGCAUCAACACAAAGGUGAAAUUGAAUCUGCUUUAAAAGAGACAAAGGGAUUUUUGGACAAACUCCAUAAUGAGAUCAGUAGGACCCUGGAAAAGAUCAGCAGCCGAGAAAAAUACAUCAACAAUCAGCUUGAGCACUUGGUUCAAGAGUAUCGUGCUGCUCAAGCCCAGCUGAGUGAGGCAAGGGAAAGAUACCAGCAGGGAAAUGGAGGAGUAACUGAAAGAACUAGAAUUCUUUCUGAGAUUACAGAAGAAUUAGAAAAGGUAAAACAGGAAAUGGAAGAAAAGGGCAGCAGCAUGACUGAUGGUGCUCCUUUGGUAAAGAUUAAACAGAGCUUAACCAAACUGAAGCAAGAAACAGUCCAAAUGGACAUUAGAAUUGGUGUAGUGGAACACACAUUACUGCAGUCAAAACUAAAGGAGAAGUCAAAUAUGACUAGGGAUAUGCAUGCAACAAUCAUUCCAGAAUCUGCAAUAGGUUCUUAUUAAAAUUUAUUGUACUUUGUUCUCUGCUCUAUUUUUUCUUAAGUACAAUUAUUGCUUAAUUUAAAAAAUAAUUAUUAUACCUCACUGCAUCAGCAUGUGUAAGAUGCCUUAUUCUUUUAUAUAUAUUCGCUACAUUGUGUAAUGGUGAAUUUGAUGAUUUAAAGACUUUGAAAUGGAAUAUAAUUUUA